Molecule: messenger RNA, 590 nt
Organism: Scylla paramamosain (green mud crab)
Lineage: Eukaryota; Metazoa; Arthropoda; Malacostraca; Decapoda; Portunidae
Product: zinc finger and BTB domain-containing protein 6-like
Exons: 2
Coding region: 137-490 (117 amino acids)
Biological process (GO): regulation of transcription by RNA polymerase II
Cellular component (GO): nucleus
Molecular function (GO): DNA-binding transcription factor activity; RNA polymerase II cis-regulatory region sequence-specific DNA binding
Source: RefSeq, a predicted model, not a curated record
GAAGCCCUUUCCGUGCCAGUUCUGCUCCCACCGCACCGCUCGCAAGUACAACCUGAAGAUUCACCUUCGCGACGUGCACGGCGUUCCAUUUGACCGCAGAUAUGUUAGAUAUUGAGGUGGUGGUGGAGGAAGACUCAUGGAAGGGAAGGCGGCGUCCCCGGUGUGGACUCACCGCGGCCUCUACCACGGGGCGGGCCCCGCGAUGCUGCCUCAGGCCCUGCCGCGAGACCCGACGUUCUCGCCGGCCGGGGAGGAGGAUGUGGAGUCCAUGAAGCUCGUCCCGCGCUGCUGUAUCUGCUACAAGACCUUCAUACAAAAAAGUGACCUCAAGAGACACAUGCGUAUACACACAGGCGAGAAACCGUACGGGUGCCACCUGUGUCCUUACCGCGGCAACCAGUCUACGCACCUCAAGAAACACCUGUACCUCGUGCACAAGGUGGACGCCGCCGCCCCCUCGCCCACCCACCCGCUACGGAAACUCUUCUGAGGGGCUGACGCGCGAGGCGGCAACGGUUCAUGCUUUGGGGGAGGUGGGCGCCCUUGUGGGUGUGUGGGUGGGACGAGGGUGUGUGUUUGUUGAGGCGGGA